GAUCCCAAACGGCAUGUGGACAACGUGCGCGGCACUUGAUAAAAUAAAUAUUUAAUUUAUUUAGAUGCACUCUGAGUGAAUACAAUAAGUUACAAUGGGUGAAUUUAUUGCCGAGCUGCAGGAGCGCCUGCUGCCCGAGUAUGAGCAAAUGAAGCAUUACCAGGUCUUCACAGCAGAUCAAAUCAGAGAAUGUGUACGAAAGCGCGAACGUUUGCUGUUAAAUAUAACAAAAAGUAAAAAGAGCAUUGCCGAUUAUUUGGACUUUAUUGUAUACGAGACUCAAAUGCAUAUGACAAUAACCGAAAAGGAGAAAAUCGCGGGAAUGAAAUUACGCGGUCUGAAAUCCUCCAUAGCCACCCGGAUUAUACGUAUGUACAGGGAAAUGCUGGUGAAGUUUGCACAUGAGAAGCGUCUGUGGAAUAAUUUCAUCAAGUUCAGCAAGAAAUCCGCACCACAGGAGGUGGCUGGCAUCUAUGAGAAGAUGCUGUCGUAUCAUGGUGACGAUCCAGAGUCCUGGACAAGUGCCGCAUUGUGGCUCUACGAAUACAAUCGCCUUAACAUCACACGGGUGGAGAAUUUACUGCUGCGUGGAUUACAACGACAUCCAGCCUCCGAGGUGAUUAAUAAGGUUUUCUUCGAUAUACUUCUCAAGGAGGCUGCCCAGGCAGACAGCAAACGCAAUCUAGAUGAGAAUACAGUCUCCGAGCAGGAGAUUAAACUGGAGCGGGUUGUGUCCGUCUAUCGGAAUAGCUUGACGAAUAUAACACAUUUGGAAUACUUUUUAAAACUGCUCGAAGCCUGUGAGGAUUACCCGGAGAUGACGGUCAAUCUUCAGCAUUAUAUUAUUGAGGACAUACAGACAAAGUUCUCGCGUGAACCAGCCCUGUGGGAUGCACUGGCAAAGCGCGAGCUGCGUGGCUUCCAUUUGGGUGAUUUACAAAAACAUAUGGAGAAGAUCGAAGCCAGCGGAGAGCCGUCUGAGAAGAAGAUGCGAUCAGACGAGAACUCUGUGUGGCAGGCACGUUCGAAGAAGCGUCGCAUUGAGCUGUGUGUGCUUGUUUACAAGACGGCUGUGCAGCAUGUGCAGACGCAGGAGAUGUGGAAUUUAUAUCUGGAAGCCAUGUUGGCGCUUAGCCGGAAUCACAAAACAGAGCGCGCCUACACACAACAGUGUUUGGGCACAGCUCUACAGGAUGGCCAUAAGUCCAAGCUGAUGCAUUCAAAACAUUAUGCCACACUUAGUAUGAUACUUGGUAGCAAUGAGAAUGGCGGCGAUGCUUGUGUUCGCAUUCUCACCGAGGCACUGGAGCACGAUCCAUCGAUGCGCAUGCACGAGCUGCUCUUGGCCGCUCUCAUUCGCAACGACGACGAGCCGACCAUCCACAAGUUGUUCAGUCAGGUGCGCCGGACAAUGGGCGCUGCCGGCUUACCUCUCUGGGAGAGUGUCAUUAGCUAUUAUCGGGCACGUGGUGAUUCUCAGUCCAGGCGGCAACUGAACGACAUUUUUAUGCAGGCCUGCAAGGAGACUUGGCCGGAGUUUGCUGCUCUGCGUUGCAGCUACCUGCGAUAUUUGUGGCACGAGCAUUCGCCGACCAAAUCACGCGAUGAAUAUAAAAAAUUAGCAAUACAACCGCCCAUGUCCGUACAGCUACAUCGGGAGAUGAUUAAGCUGAUAGAGAGCUCCAAACUGAAGGAUAAGCCAACAAUUAAAUUCUGGCGCAAUUGCUACGAAUUUAUGGCUACUUAUUUCGGGAAGCAAGAUCCAACUGUUUGGAUUGAUUUUAUCGCCUUCGAGCGGGAUCAUGGCGACAUCAAGAACAUCGCUCUGCUCAGCCAACGUGCUAGUUCCAAACUCGAUCCAGAGUUUGUGGCCAUCUUUGAGGAAAAGCGAGCGUUAGCGCACAUUGCCGCCGCUCCAACUAGUUAAAUAAAUUGGCUUAUGAUCGUAAUUUGAGUUUUGUUUCAAUUUUUUUUUUAUUUUUAUCUCUAUUUUUGUUGAUAAUCUUUUAUCAAAUAGAAAUGUCAUUCAAUUCUCCUCCUUUAUCUAUUCAUUAUAAACAACUUUGUAAUAUACUUUAUAAUUUCUCAUAUUAUGUGUAUAUUUCAAUGUAUAACGCACAUGGGUUAAAUAAGUACUAUGUAUUAAAACAAGGGAAUCUAACCGAUACAAAUAUCGGUUCCAGUACGUCCCAAAACAUAUA
Drosophila innubila is the source of this 2201-nucleotide messenger RNA. Its product is annotated as U3 small nucleolar RNA-associated protein 6 homolog. The record is from RefSeq and is a predicted model, not a curated record. Gene Ontology annotation, biological process: maturation of SSU-rRNA from tricistronic rRNA transcript (SSU-rRNA, 5.8S rRNA, LSU-rRNA). The coding region runs from base 95 to 1927 and encodes 610 amino acids. Gene Ontology annotation, molecular function: protein binding; snoRNA binding. Lineage: Eukaryota; Metazoa; Arthropoda; Insecta; Diptera; Drosophilidae. The transcript is spliced from 4 exons. Gene Ontology annotation, cellular component: Pwp2p-containing subcomplex of 90S preribosome; small-subunit processome.